GCUCAUCGGAACAAGUCGGUUUCUCUCUAGGAAUAUAUGUUUGCCCGCUGUGCUAACCGCGGGAACUAGUGUCAGUGUUGAAAUACGAUAUAGUGACACUCAUAUCAGCUGUAAUCAUUUAUAUCGGAGGAAUAUGGUGAUCUUAUGUGCAACAUAAUCAGAUUACUUAAGAUUCAAAGGCAUAUGACCUUAGUCCCUGUGAAGUGCAGGCUCUUAUAGAUUGGGUUUAUAUUUUCGGAAUGAGUGGAUUAAGUUGUGCCGGGGAGAAGCAUCUUCAACUCCCGAAGGACAUAAUUCGAAGCGAUGGACUGAAGGCAGGAAAAUGACAUGGAGCAGAUUGUCGUGUGCAGAAUAUGAAAUCCUUUUGCUUGUCCCAUCACGUUCGUAGUGCCGUUGAAGUCAUCCUGUUAUACACAAAUCGUUUUACCGGUGAAACGAAGCGAACAAACUGAAUCAAUGGGGAGGUCGAACCACGCAGUCAAGAUGGAAUUUUCAAGAGAUGACUCUUCAUAGCAUGUGAUUUCUACACUGUGCGGGCUGGGCGAACAGACGAACGGACGGUGGUUUCUAGAUAGUGGGAUUCCUUCCAAAUUCUUUGUAAACAAGCCGAGAGUGAGAAGUUGCUGGAUGUGUGAAUAUGCAAAUUGAAGCAGCUAAAAUCCCCUCUGGUGUUGACAUGAACGCUUUUUUCAGUUUCAACGAAUCGUGCGGGGUAACUGAAAAGCUGCCUCAUAACUUUCCUCGGCUGUGAACCGUGUUGCUCCAAUUAGUGGAAGCAGAAGAAAAGUGGACGCUGGAACACGAAUCAUGGGAGGCAAACCAUAAAAUAUUACACAAGUGUAUUUCACACAAAUCAGAACCGAUACUGAGAGUGUCUUUAUAUACUCUGAGAGCCACGUAAAUAGGAUUAAAAAGCAUCAAUAGCACACAAAAACUAUGUUCUAAUUGAAUUCAAUGAGGAGAAAAUGCCUCUACUGGGACUAUUCUGAAGAAGAGCAUUAUGUUGGAAGGAAAGAUGAACGUGACAGAAGUAGGUCAGUUGGCGAUGAACGGAACUGAUUCGUUCAACGUCGCCGCCACCGGUGCCAAUAAUAGUGCGAUACGUGAGCUACUCUACUGUGGCCAAGGACUGGACGACUUCCACACAAGCUACUCCAACAUCCACGGUAUAGUGUGUCUUCUGGUGUGCAUCUUCGGCAGCAUAGCGAAUAUCCUAAACAUUAUGGUUCUAACGAGACGAGAGAUGCGCUCACCGACGAAUGCCAUUCUAACGGGGUUAGCCAUUGCCGAUUUGCUGGUAAUGCUAGACUACCUGCCCUAUGCCGUCUACAUGAGUCCGUAUACAAAAUUUUCUCGGGAGGAACGACUCACCUACAGUUGGAGUUGGUACGUCAUAUUUCACUCUAUUUUUGCCCAAGUUUGUCACACUAUUUCAAUCUGGCUGACAGUGACGUUGGCGGUUUGGCGUUAUAUUGCUGUGGCUUAUCCACAGAGAAACCGCAUAUGGUGUAGCAUGACAAACACUCUAAUCGCAAUCACAAGUUCCUAUAUUGUCUGCCCGUUGCUUGGCAUACCACUAUAUCUAACAUUUAGCAUAAAACCACACGUGGAAAUUCUAGGAGGUGAUGGAAAUCCUUAUAAAGCGAUUAGUAACGGGCCAGCAAGAAACGUCACCCUCUACAGAACUCUUCCCUCCGAGCUAGCGGAGAAAAGCCCGGUGAUGCUGAAUGUGAAUUUCUGGAUAUAUAGCGUCGUGAUAAAGCUAAUUCCAUGUAUUGCUCUUACGAUUCUCAGCCUGCGGUUAAUUGCUGCACUGCUGGAAGCAAAGCAUAGGCGGAAACAGUUAACGGGUAAUUCGAAAGGCAUGAAGCAAAUAGUCGACGGGCGGGUUGUUGAUGUAGAGCAAAAGAAAAAUUGCAAACACAUGGACAAGGAAAAGCAAACGGAUCGCACCACUCGAAUGCUGUUGGCGGUUUUGCUACUCUUCCUCAUCACAGAAUUUCCACAAGGCAUUCUCGGGUUGUUGAGUGCGCUGCUGGGCAAGCACUUUUUCUACAACUGCUAUUUGAAGCUUGGUGACCUAAUGGAUGUACUUGCUCUUAUAAACUCCGCCAUAAAUUUCAUUCUCUACUGCUCGAUGAGCAGACAGUUUAGAAACACCUUUAAUUACUUGUUUCGUCCGAAAUGUCUCGACAAGUGGAUGGCGGUGCCACAGACUGAUGAUGGAACUCCCACGGGUCGACGCAAUCAGGAGGGUGGCACCACCCAAAUCACUCAGAUCUAGCAAUCCAUGGGACAUCCAGACCGCCGUCAUUGCUGUUCGAGAUCACUGGAGAGGGUUGUCAGUUGGGUUUCAUUCAGCAAACAACGCACAGCAACUAUCCCGACGGAGUGUGCGGUGCUAUAGCGAUGGCACCUAGCAACCGAAUGACGAAGGAUGAUGGAAAUGGGCCUGCAAAUGGUGUGACUUAAUUAACACCAAUUGUAUAAACACCAAACAAACACAGAACAACCGACGAGAUGCAGAAUAAACACAAAGUCCGCAAUUAAUCCGAUCUAACACUACCUCCGAUUCAAGCAACGAUGUUUUCUGCGAUAAUAUUUCGAGUGAGGAAAUCCCUUGGCUUCAUCCGUCCCAUAAAUCUGGGUGACGGGCCUGAGUGUAAAUAAUCUUGACACUUGUUUAGCAAGAAAGUCAUGGCAGUAGUAAUACGAGCCUCACUUGUUGCCAUCGGUUAACCUUUGCUUGUUGUAAAAUUAGUGUGGUGUGACGAUGAAUGAAUCUGAUUACAGUUCAUGAAUAGCUAAUAUUUGGAACCAAAGGAUUUCUAACAAAUACAAAAUUACUUGUUGUGAUGACAGUGGUAAAUUAGUGAAUAUUAGACUUACUAUUUAUUUAAUUUUACAAUGAAAAUGUACAAACCAAAUAAAUGUUUA
Messenger RNA from Topomyia yanbarensis, 2937 nucleotides. Its product is annotated as G-protein coupled receptor dmsr-1-like. Gene Ontology annotation, cellular component: membrane. Lineage: Eukaryota; Metazoa; Arthropoda; Insecta; Diptera; Culicidae. Gene Ontology annotation, biological process: G protein-coupled receptor signaling pathway. The coding region runs from base 1001 to 2284 and encodes 427 amino acids. Gene Ontology annotation, molecular function: G protein-coupled peptide receptor activity. The record is from RefSeq and is a predicted model, not a curated record. The transcript has 5 exons.